This is a messenger RNA of Bathycoccus prasinos, 903 nucleotides long. Its product is annotated as TPR repeat-containing protein. The transcript has a single exon. The record is from RefSeq and is a predicted model, not a curated record. Bases 1 to 903 code for a protein of 300 amino acids. NCBI's taxonomy places the organism in Eukaryota, Viridiplantae, Chlorophyta, Mamiellophyceae, Mamiellales, Bathycoccaceae.
AUGUCAUCAUCAUCAUCUCCGAGUAAACAAAAGAAAGAGACGAAGGAAGAAGAGGCGGUGUUGAAAUCGCUCUCGUCCUUGGACGCGUUCAUCGACGAGGUGCACACGAGUUUGAUCUCGCUCGACUUGAACGAACCUCCUUUAUUUUUCGCUUUGAAAGCGCUUCAGAGACGAAGUCAGAAAGAGGACGAAGAUAUCGGACCAACUCACUUGCCGAUACCGAAGCAGAUGAUCAUGGAGUUCGGCGUCGGCGCUGGACACACGCUGAAGAAAAUCAAAGAGUUUUUCCCGGUUGGGAAAACCAUCGUCGGUUUCGAUUCUUUCGAAGGCCUUCCGGAAAACUGGAUACCUGGGUCCUGGGGCAAAGGGGCGUUCUCUCAGGGCGGGGAGAUUCCAAAAGAUAUUCUUGGAGAAAACGUGUCCAUCGUGAAAGGUUUAUUCAGCGACACCGUUCCGAAAUUUUUUGAUACGACCAACUUUGCAGACGCAGAGCUCUUACUUCUGCACAUCGACUGCGAUUUGUAUCAAAGCACGAAAGAAGUUUUGGGCGAAGCACUGGCCAAGACUUUGAAAGAGAACAGAUUUUUCAUGUCCGCCGAAGUGCCGCUUUUCGUCGCGUUCGACGAGCUCAUCGAUUACCCAACCUACGAAGAUCACGAGAUUAAAGCUCUGUUUGAAUUUCUCAAAGAAAACAAGGACUGGAUCGAGUGCGUCGUGUUGGGCGCUGACGGACGAGAAGAUACCGGCGAAAAGUUACGUUUUUACAAACCGGCGGAGAUCUGUCCUCACAGAGUUUUGACGCUUUUCCGCCCGACGAAAAAGGCGCGGAAAGAGUGGCAAGCGAGAGAAAAAGCGAGUGCCGCCGAGGCAGAGAGUAAGAAGAACGUCUGCUCGAUGAGUUGA